Molecule: messenger RNA, 876 nt
Organism: Dictyostelium purpureum
Lineage: Eukaryota; Evosea; Eumycetozoa; Dictyosteliales; Dictyosteliaceae
Exons: 1
Source: RefSeq, a predicted model, not a curated record
AAUCAUAUAUCAACAACAAAAGAAGAGUUUUUGGAUAAAAUAGAAGAAUAUAUAAUCAAUGGUGAUAAUCUUUUAAGCGGAAAUGAAGAGUUUGAAGGUUUAGAUUUUAAUCAAAAGAGGGCUAUGCAAUAUCUUUUUAAAGAUUCACUUGAGCGUAUUAGACAAAGGGUUUUAAACAAUGGUAGACCAGUGGUUGAAGAAAACAACAGUAAUUUAGAAUUUAAUCCACCAUUAUAUAAUCAAACUGUAAUAGAUGCAUUCGAAUCAAAAACAUUGUUAAAUCCAUUAGACGAUUUGGAUUACAACCCAUAUAAAAUCGAAAACUAUAACUAUACACUAAACAACUCAACUGUAUGUGGUUUAUAUUAUACAAACCCAAACGAUCGUUCGACUUAUUACCUUUAUAAUUAUACAUCUGCAGAAGAGGCAGUAGAGUCUGGAGCCUAUGUUACACAUCUUCAUCAUUGUGGAUAUUGCUCAACUACUAAAGAUUUAUCAUCCUAUAUGGCCCAUAUGGAUUUAACAUCACCAAUUAGAGAUUGUGCCAUUGUUACUUUUGUAUCCGAAGAAAUAUCUUUGGAUUGUAUUCAACAUUCAGCUGGUUUUACCCAUAACUGUGCUUUAAUUUGGUUAUACGAUGCUCUUAAUACCAGAAAGGAUUGUCUCGAUAUUUGCCUUUAUGAUUGGAUUAUGCAUGUACCCAAUAAUGUUCCUGCCAAUUCCACUACACUCAGCCCUUGUAUUCAAUGUGAUGAGGAUAAAAGUGGUCCAAUUUUCAAAGCAGUAGCUGCAAGAACCCGUAGAGAUAGUGGUUUGAAGAGUGCCAUCAACAGACCUCCAGAUUCAAUUUAUAAUAUAACACAUUAUUAUUAUUAA